Messenger RNA from Malaya genurostris, 1770 nucleotides. RefSeq names its product SET and MYND domain-containing protein 4-like. The coding region runs from base 1 to 1770 and encodes 589 amino acids. The record is from RefSeq and is a predicted model, not a curated record. Gene Ontology annotation, molecular function: protein binding. NCBI's taxonomy places the organism in Eukaryota, Metazoa, Arthropoda, Insecta, Diptera, Culicidae. The transcript has 2 exons.
AUGGACGUAUACGAUAUAUAUUCAACAUUUUGGAUACAAAUUGUUCGCAAUGGCAAAGCUAAACAAGUAACAGAAGGUUUGAAAGUAUGUCGCACUGAUAGUGAAAUUAUUGCCUAUAUACGCCAAUUGUUAGAUGAUUCAGGUUUACUGAAACAGAUUCAAUUUAAACCAGAUGCAAAAAACGAAACUAAAGCAAUAGAAUGUCGAAAGCUUGGUAACAAGUAUUUUCAUCCGAGCAUUAAAAAGUACAUCGCUGCGAUUGAAGGUUACAACGAAAGCAUCGCAUUGUCAAAUGUGGGUUCAGAGAACUUGGCCAUAGCUUAUGCUAACCGUUCAGCGAUUUGCUUUGAAUUAAAGGAGUAUUACAACUGCUUGGAAAAUAUUCGGUUGGCCCUGGAGAAUCCAUAUCCAGAACGCUUGAUACCAAAAUUGUUGCAGAGAAAGCAGAGCUGCUUAGAGAUGAUUAACAAUAAUCAUCGUCCCACACAUUCCGACAUGAUUUUGUGCGAACCAAAAUUAUGCAGCAAACCAAAUCCCAAAAUACCAUUUAUCUCUGAUUGCUUGGAAUUGAAGAAAAACGACAUUUUUGGUCGACACUUGGUGACGAAUAUAAAGUUAACCCCAGGAGAUUUUGUCGCAAUCGAAAAAUCAUUUUCCAAAAUGCUGUUACCAAACCUUCGCUACAUGAACUGCGAUUAUUGUCUUGAAGAUAAAUUUCUCAUUUUAAUACCAUGCCAUCAUUGUUCGAUUACGAUGUUUUGUUCGGAGAUGUGUCAGCAAAAAGCGUACCAAAGCUACCAUCGUAUAGAAUGUUCAGUAAAUAAAUAUUUGCAAAAUUUAUUCACAAAAGUAAUCCUUAUGGCCCUCAGAACUACUACUAUAACCAUAAGUAGUUUUGAUUAUGAUCUGAGCAAUUUGUUGCAACAUGUGCAAACACUCGAAGGAUCGUCCCUGAACCCAUUUGACAUAGAUUGGACAAACACAGAUUCUAGAGAAGUGUACAGCACGGUUCACAUGUUUGCUACCAAUCAAACCCAACGAAGCGCUAGUGAUUUGGUUCAGCGAUCUAUCUUCUGUAUUGUCAUGAGCGAAACGUUGUUAAACAAUACUCCGUUGAUAAGUCUUUGUGGAAGUAAUGAAUCCUACCGUGACCUUAUUCGAGUUCUCGUGUUUCGUCAUUCCCAAACUUCUCCUGUUAGUAUGCACACAAUGUCUUGUAUAAAUUAUUUCCCGAAUGAAAUAGAGCAAUUUAAAGAUUGUCAACUUGCAUGCGCUUCAUUUCCAAUACAAAGUUUGAUCAAUCACUCGUGUGAGCCGAAUAUACAACGAAUUACCAUUCCGAAUGGACGAAUUGCAAUGAUAGUUCUACGGCCGAUUGAAAAAGGCGGUCAACUAUUCGACAAUUAUGGGUAUCAUCACUGCCUCGAAACAUUAUCUCAGCGAAAAGUUGGGCUUUGGGAGCAAUAUCAAUUAUUAUGUCGUUGCAAAGCAUGUAAUAAGGACUAUCCUCUGUACUACGACUUAAAACAUAUAAAACUUCCGCUCUGUUACAAGUACAGUAUAGCUGAAAACUUCCAGGCUUUCAUGAACCACGAUGCAGCUUGGGCCCGAAAAAUCUUUGCCAAAUGUUGCAAAAUUUUAAAGGAUUUCGACUGUCAGUAUCCAAGCUACGAGCUAAGCUCUGUACAAGAAGAUUUUUUGCGUUGCCUGCAUAUAAUUUAUUCUGCUCAUUCGCAAAUUUUUAAAUAUCAAGGACUAUGUUGCUUUUAA